AUGGCCUCGUCCACUCUCAAGCCUUCAGAGAAAUGGUCGCUGCUCGUGGCCGCCGGAGCUUCUCUUGCGGUAAUUGCAAACACCUUUCAGGGAGACGGGGCGCCUCUCGUGGCCUCGCUCGCCUUCUCCACCUUGGCUUUCUCCAUGACUUACGCUUUUGUGCGAUGGUCGGGCCCCGCUUUUGUCAAGGCUGGAUUAAAGGGGAGAGAUAUGAGCAAGAUCAUGCCAAAGGAGAUUCCUGAGGCCAUGGGAGCAGUUGCUGCAGCGGUCUACAUUUUGUCCCUCAUGGCGUUCAUUCCUUUCGCCUUCUACAAGGACAUCGUCGCCGCUACAUCCGGUGGUGGGAACAGAGAUGUCGUGCUCACCAUUACCGAGGUCGAGACAGGACGAUUCUUGCAUCGGUUUCCGCACUCGAAAUUAUCCUCGUAUCAAUCGGCACUGAAUACUCUCCAAGCCACCACCAUCCUCGGCAUAUGCGACGACCUUCUCGACCUUCGGUGGAGGCACAAAUUCUUCAUCCCAGCAGUGGCGUCACUCCCGCUUCUCAUCGUUUACUAUGUCGAUUUCGGCGUCACUUCGGUGGUCGUCCCCAAUUUCCUCGUCCCAUACAUGCCAAAUCAGGCUCGCCUCGUCAAUCUAUCCCUUUUUUAUUACCUGUAUAUGUCAGCUUUGUCGAUAUUUGCGCCGAACUCGAUCAACAUUCUUGCAGGCGUCAACGGGAUCGAGGUUGGGCAGUCGCUGGUGAUUGCGGGAUUGUUGGUCCUCAAUUCUGCGCUCUAUCUGGUCCCGUUUCCUGGGAAUCCAGUCUUAAAUCACGCGUAUGCCACACGUCCACAUCCCGCCACCGACGGCCAUCUCAUGACGCUGUAUAUUUUACUACCAUUCCUGGCCGUGUCAACAGCCCUGUACAUCCACAACAGAUACCCAGCUAGGGUCUUCGUUGGGGACACAUAUUGUUAUGUUGCGGGCAUGACAUUCGCAGUCGUGGCAAUCAUGGCCCAUUUCAGCAAGACGCUCCUUCUGCUCCUCAUCCCACAAAUUGCCAACUUCAUCUACAGCACCCCGCAACUUUUCCACCUGAUCCCAUGUCCGCGGCAUCGACUGCCCAAAUUCAAUGCAAGGACAGGCCUCCUCGAGCCAAGUGUGACGCCAUGGCCACCAGAGAGGCCGCCCAGCAAGCCAUUGACGACCAUCUUCUUACUUCUAGAGAAACUGCACCUGAUUCAAGUAACUGUAGACCCAAAGACGAAUUGCAUCUCGAGCACGUCGAAUCUGACCAUUAUCAAUCUGUGGCUGGUGUGGAGAGGCCCCAUGAGAGAAGACCAGUUGACGAGGGAGCUGUUGAUCAUGCAGACGUGCUGUGGCUUCCUGGGCCUGUUUGUACGUCAUACGAUGGCGUUGCUGAUUUUCAGCGCGGAUAACCGAGGGAAGGUCUCCUCAGUGUAG
Messenger RNA from Cladophialophora psammophila CBS 110553, 1446 nucleotides. RefSeq lists its product as uncharacterized. Gene Ontology annotation, biological process: dolichol-linked oligosaccharide biosynthetic process; protein N-linked glycosylation. The record is from RefSeq and is a predicted model, not a curated record. Lineage: Eukaryota; Fungi; Ascomycota; Eurotiomycetes; Chaetothyriales; Herpotrichiellaceae. Gene Ontology annotation, molecular function: UDP-N-acetylglucosamine-dolichyl-phosphate N-acetylglucosaminephosphotransferase activity. Bases 1 to 1446 code for a protein of 481 amino acids. The transcript has 2 exons. Gene Ontology annotation, cellular component: membrane.